Molecule: messenger RNA, 1397 nt
Organism: Gekko japonicus
Lineage: Eukaryota; Metazoa; Chordata; Lepidosauria; Squamata; Gekkonidae
Product: zinc finger protein RFP-like
Exons: 6
Coding region: 7-1350 (447 amino acids)
Molecular function (GO): protein binding; zinc ion binding
Source: RefSeq, a predicted model, not a curated record
CUGAAAAUGGCUGACGAGUGUCCCAAAAUGAGCCUUCAGCGGGAAGUGACUUGCUCCAUCUGCCUGGACUACUUCACAGACCCAUAUACGGUUGACUGUGGACACCACUUCUGCCGCGUCUGCAUUUACCGGUGUGUUACUGAGGCUACCUCGCAAGCCACCUGCCCCCAGUGCAGAGCGCCGAUUCAGCCGCAGAAUUUCACGCCAAACAGGGACAUGGUCAGGUUUGUGGAAAUAUCGAAGCAGAUGAGCCGCCACAGAGAUUGGGAACUAGGGGGGAAGCAGCUGUGCGAGACACACCAGGAGCCCCUGAAAUAUUUCUGCAAAAACGAUCAAGUCCGCAUCUGUCCAGUGUGUGACAAAUCAGAAGGACAUGAGGGCCAUGACACGAUUCCUGUGGAGGAUGCCGCCCUUGAGCUGAAGUUGAAAAUGUCGGAGGGGAAGGAGAAAAUAACGACCGCUUUCAUAAUACUGCGGGAAUUUCUGACGGACGCGGAACUCCUUGUGGGUGACGAGAUGAGCAAAGUGGAAAAAGAGAUUGGGAGGACAAUGGAGGAGAACAUGAGCCUAGCAGCGGAGAAGAUCUCUUCUUUCACGCACAUCCUUGAGAACAUGGCGGAGAUGUGUCGGCUGCCAGAAGUCGAACUCCUGGAGAACGCUGGAAGGAAGUUGCAGAGGUGGGCAAGGGAGAGAUUUGAUAGAACAGUGGCAUACCCCGCUGCGCUGAAAAGGAGAGUCUGGGAGCUGUACGAUCUUCAUAACUUCAUGGAGAUUUCUGUGAAUCAUAUCCGAGUCCUGUUUGACUCUGGAUUUCAGCUACACUACGAUAAAGUAAAUGUGACUUUAGAUCCUGUUACGGCACACCCCAAACUGGAGGUGUCUGAGGACUGUAAAGUAGUGAGAUGGGUUCAUGAGGAUCGAGCAGUUCUCAACCAUCCACGGAGGUUCGACUUCUGUCCUUGCGUGCUGGGCUGCGAAGGGUUCAACUCCGGCAAACUUUAUUGGGAGGUUGAUGUAGGGAUUGAGGGCAACUGGGCAAUUGGAGUGGCCAAGGAGUCUUUGAAGUGCAAGGGUGAGGUGGUCCUCAACUCUGAGAAAGGUAUCUAUGCUAUCGGGAAGUGUGGGGACCGAUAUUUUGCUUUUGAACGACAGAACUUUGCUUUCCCGUGGACGCGCCUGAGGCCCAUGAGAAUCAGGGUGUACUUGGACUACGUUGGGGCAGGUGUGGUGUUUGCCGAUGCCAACCAAGCGGCAGAGCUUUUUGAGUUCAGAGAGGGAUCGUUCCAUGAUGAGAAGCUUUACCCCUUCUUUUGGUUACAGCAGGCGGGCCAGCUCAAAAUCCAUUCCUAGGGACAGUACAAGUAAAACCUUCCCAGCAGAAACAAUUAUUUUUUUUA